AUGGCCACCGUUAUCCAGUAUCGGGAUCAAAGGCACACUUCGCCAAAGAGUUUUCAGCCGGAAUUUACAUUACGAAUCUAUAUGGGUGUGAGUUUGAAGUGGCUAUCGGAUGUGGAAAACAAAUCGCAGAGGUUGAAUGGAAUUGGAAGAUUAACUAAGCUUACAGCACCAAGUGCAGAUAAUGUAAAGCCAACAACAACAGGCAGAACAUUGCGCUGA
Messenger RNA from Microthlaspi erraticum, 219 nucleotides. NCBI's taxonomy places the organism in Eukaryota, Viridiplantae, Streptophyta, Magnoliopsida, Brassicales, Brassicaceae. The record is from the annotation of a GenBank genome assembly.